AUGCGCUUACUAUCCGAAUGUUUAAACACUCUUAAGUAUCGUGCCUUUUGGGAGAGCAUGGAAAAACCUUCACUUAAAAGGUUCUUAGAGUUCCGUUUAAAGGAGGCAAUUUGGAAGGCGAAGAAGAAGAGCACCUUAGAUACAAAUGUUGCCAGCCUGAGUUGUCCUGCACCGUCACCAGCUACCUUGCUGGUUGCGUACUGGUACUGGGAAAAGUUGCGUACUUGUUGUUACGUACUGGUAUUAGAAAAGGUUGCGUACUUGUCAUUGAUUCAGGCUGAUAAGAGGAAAAAUGUUCAUACAGAGAAGUUGUUACUCGAGAAGGAAGCCCAGAUGAGUCAACCUGCAGAGAAAAUCUCUCAUAUCAUAACCACUCCUCCAAAUCUCCAUCCAUCAGUUGAGGAAAAGGAGGCUGAUGACCAAUUUCUUUUUUCGAAGUUCAAACGUGAAGCUUGUUAUCAAGCAUCUUCAGUUUUUCAACAGGAUCAGAUUGUAGAAGGAAACGGAGAUACUUCAUACGAACGUCAUCGGCGUUGUUCUACUCCAGAAGAUCAGAUCAAAAUAGUCAACUUAGAUGAGGUCCCGUCUGCAACGAUAACAACUUCGUUAUAUGUUCCAUCUUUUCCAUCUACUCCUGAUUACAAUUUUAGCGAAGAAUAUAUAAUGGUAGAAAAUCGUAGUUAUUCUAUAGAUUAUCUCACUGAUCCUGGUGUUCCCAAAUGGUACCUUUGUUAUUCCUCUCUUUCCAGUGGAUU
Messenger RNA from Funneliformis geosporum, 755 nucleotides. Lineage: Eukaryota; Fungi; Glomeromycota; Glomeromycetes; Glomerales; Glomeraceae. The record is from the annotation of a GenBank genome assembly.